AUGUUCCCUUGGGAGAGGCGGCAGAUGGACAGCAAUGCGCAGGGGCUGCGCACGUGGGAGAAGCUGUACUGGGGCGUCUUUGUCACCGCGCUGGCCGGCCUCCUCUUCUCGCGCCUCUACCGCUCAGAAAAGGCCGAUCCCAAGGUGGACGAGGACAAGGAGGCCAGGAAGCUGCAGAAGGCGCGGAUGGUGCUGGCAGGGCAGCCCUUCACAGACGAUGAUGACCCCUUUGAAGGGCUCACACCGCAGGAGAUCCAGCAGUACGUGCAGACUGCGACAGAGGGGGCGUCGUCUGAAGAUCCCUUCGAGGGGAUGAGCCCGGAGGAAAUCAAUGCAUACAUGGAAGAGCAUGGCGCUGCGCACUUGUAG
Coccomyxa subellipsoidea C-169 is the source of this 369-nucleotide messenger RNA. RefSeq lists its product as hypothetical. Bases 1 to 369 code for a protein of 122 amino acids. The transcript is spliced from 4 exons. Lineage: Eukaryota; Viridiplantae; Chlorophyta; Trebouxiophyceae; Coccomyxaceae. The record is from RefSeq and is a predicted model, not a curated record.